This is a messenger RNA of Protopolystoma xenopodis, 654 nucleotides long. Lineage: Eukaryota; Metazoa; Platyhelminthes; Monogenea; Polystomatidea; Polystomatidae. The record is from the annotation of a GenBank genome assembly.
AUGGAAACUGCUAUGGCAGACGACUUCGGACUAGAAUGGCUGCUUCGGAAGCGGGGUGAUUGCAUAGAGAGAGAGAGUUCGAGACUGAUCACUCGUCAUUCGUAUCAGCACAACUGCCCGAAAUCCGUUCAGUCUUGCCAGGCAGCAUCCUCGUCGAGAUCAACCAAUCAUUCCGAUCACUUCACAGAUUUAAGUUGGGCCAAAAUCAGCCGGUCGACUGUCACAUCAUCGCACGUCGACAGUGCCCAUCGGGCCAUAUGCUCUAAUCAACACAUGAUCCGACCACCUUCCACUCGCUACUCUUCUCAACUCAUAUUCAGCUUUCCCCAGAAGAGACAUUGUGUGCCGUGUCGACAGGGCACAUUGUUGGAAAAGCAGUCGAAGACUGUGUAUUCUCCUUCAACUUGGGAUGAUCGACAAGAAAUGGCAUACUUGAGAGGAAAAAUCAGACAAAAGGAGAGGAAAUUGCGAGGGGAAAUAGAAGAAGAAGAAGCUAAAACUGAAUUUUCUAGAUUGAAGUUUGCUCUGCAUCGAGUGCGCAAUGAGGGUGUUCCAUAUCUCAGAACAAGUGCCGCUCUUGACAGUCUUAAACGUCUACAGGCUGAGGCAGAGUUCUGUUGGGAACCUUCCAGUUGCAGACGAUACCGAAAAUAA